This is a messenger RNA of Bactrocera oleae (olive fruit fly), 1083 nucleotides long. Lineage: Eukaryota; Metazoa; Arthropoda; Insecta; Diptera; Tephritidae. The record is from RefSeq and is a predicted model, not a curated record.
AAACACCUUCAGUUGAAGUAAGCUUUAAUUAAGUAAGUCUUCGUGUUUAAAAAAAUGGCUUAGGGAAUCACAUACCUAUUGGAAAAGUUUUAUGGCGAAGCACAAUUUUUGCAAUUUUGCAAGUGUCGUAUUGGCAUUUUUUAUUUGAUCAUUUGUUUGCGUUUAAAAAAGUAGGAUUAUCGAAUGAUAUUUUUUCCUGACUAAAUCUAUUUCAAAACAGAAAAUUUUAAAUGCCAUAAGACGUGAAUUAAACUGGAUAAUACAGGGUUCCUAUGACAUUUUGACAGUUUGGACAACUCAAAGACAUUACAAAUGAUAUACUUAAAUUGAAAGGAAACUUCCACGAAGUAUAUAAAAACAAAGUAAGAAACAGAUUUCGAGUCAUCUCAGAUAUUGUUCUUGUUGUGAGUGAAUGUCGUGAAAAAAUAUUGAUUUGAGCUUAAGUAUUCAAAAAAUGCACUCCCGAAAGUCUCUUCUUAGUAUAUUGCUGUGGUUCGGUUUUCUGUCCAACCUUAUUUGGGCACAAAAGGAGCUGAGACGUGACGAAACCUAUCCACCUCCGGAGCUGCUGAAGGAGCUACGGCCUGUUCACGAUUCCUGCGUUGCCAAGACGGGAGUAACAGAAGAGGCCAUAAAGGAGUUCAGCGAUGGGGAUGUACACGAGGACGAGCUGUUGAAGUGUUACAUGUAUUGUGUGUUUGAAGAAACGGAUGUCUUGCAUGAGGACGGUGAAGUGCAUUUGGAGAAGAUACUGGACAAAUUACCGGAAUCGAUGCACGAUAUAGCUUUACAUAUGGGCAAGAAGUGUUUGUAUCCCAAGGGCGAUAAUAAAUGUGAACGCGCGUUUUGGUUGCAUCGCUGCUGGAAGGAAUCAGAUCCAAAGCAUUAUUUUUUGAUUUGAAUAUGGUGUAUUAAUGGUUUGAGCCCUGCUCUGUUCAAGGACAUUCUUUGCAGAUAUUGGAAAUUAUCUAACAUGAAUAUGCGUGUAUAAAUCAGUACUACAUAAGCAUUAGAUUUUUUAUAAUAGAUUUUUGUUUUUUAUUGAUUUUCAAAUAUAGCGUUAACGAACAUUCCAAAAAUUUA